CAUAAUUUGCCGCUCAAAUGCACAACUAAAAUUUACUAUCGGUCUAUCGCCCAUUCUGCAUGUUGUUGGGGUCCAGUUGAGUCGAAAUUUAUUCACGGUGUUCUGUGUCUGUCCAUGGACCAUGGGUUCCCAUCGAAUUCGGUUAUCUGCGCUUGGACGUGACGUGCAAGUCGGAAACCUUUACAACUACUAUUCUGAUGCCAUAUCCAUUUGCAAUGUCGGAGUUCCCCAGGAAUCCAUAUCAAUCACCAAGAAAUUGACACCCGAAAUAGAGUGGUUUUAUCUGCAUCAACUGCCCCAUUUGAAGUACGAAGCCCUAGGCAUCAAUUCACACCUGCACAACAGCAUUGAGAAAAAAUCUGUGGACUUGAGUCAACUUUGGUUCGGCAAUUUUCUGGAAUCAAGCCAACCAAAAGAAGACAUCAGUGUAGCUCGAGUCACUUUCUUCUUCCGAGUCCACCAACGAAUCGAAGUUCUUUGUCCAAAAUUCAUCGACUGGAAACUCAACGAAUACCAGAUCCAAAGUGGUGGUGUAGCAACUCAUUUGGUGGAGCAGGUUGUCUACGGGGCCGAAUUUAUCUGUUCCCUACAAAGAACCAUCGAUCGCCAGCACGAAACGAAGGAGAACGUCGAAGGAAGACUCAACUGGGCAGCCAAAGAUUACUUCAAUCAGAUUUUCGGUCGAAAUUCCGCUAAUUUAGAUUUACCUGCAUCAUUAAACAAAGUGGAAUGUCAGAUCCUCAGCAGCCUCGAUCCUGGUAAUGAACUAGAGGGAUCUUUCCAGCAAUCCAUUCAAUAUCUCAUGGAUGCGAUGAGUUUUUAUAAGGAAGACAGUCAUUGGAGACCCAUCGAAAUCACUUUAAGAAAUAUCCCGGAACAAAUGGUAGCUCGACUUCGAUUAGAUAUGGAGAACGAUUUCAAGUUUAAAUGUGAUGCGCAUUCAGUCAUGUUUAAUUGGAUCUCAAAUGAAAGUAAGAACAUCUGUGCCUACUUUGAAAUGCUUCCUUGUUUCCAAAGCGUUUUGUGCCAGUUUAAUGAUUUGUUGGGGCCACUUGGGCAGAAAAUUUGGAGAUUGCAUGAGGCACUAAAUACGACCACUACUCCCGAACAAAUCUUUAUGGUCUCCCACUUACUGCAUAGUAUGAUGAGUUGGCUGAUUCAACGACGUUCUGAAAUGGACAAGAUUUCUUGGCUAAUCGAAGGCACCCAAUUGAAAAUCGAGACGUUUACGACAUCAACCAAACAAAAUCGCGAAAAAGUGUUUGUCUUGAGAGCCGAAUUCUAUCCAGAUCAACUAAUUCAGUUCAUUUAUACAUUUACUGAUAAUCCUUCGGCAAUAAGUGCCCCUCUUCCGAACCUUCCGAUACUUAUGGCUGACAAAGAGCGACUCAGAAAUAUUAGGGAAGAAUUGCAGAAGUUUUCCAAAGAAGCGCAAUCGAGUUUUUUGCUGGAUCAAGAGGAGCGCCAUCGCUGCUAUAUUGGAAUAACUUCAGAAUAUCCGCAUUUGACUGACGGUACAAUAGUGACUUUUGGAGACUACAAGAAAGAAAAUGAUUCCCCGAGGAAACAACAGCGAGGAUCUGGAGUUAUGCAAAAAAGUAGAUCACUUUCAGGCUCUGAAAUAAAUCCUUCUGCCGGAUUUUGUCGAUCAACUGAGCAAAGAGACUAUUCGAUCAAACUGAAGCACAUUGUAUCUAUUGCAUCGCCGUCGGAGUCUAGGGCUGACAUGAUUUUGUCUACUGAGCAAAGAAACAACUCGAUCGUAACGUCACCGCAGUCGAGCGCUGACACGGAAGUCGUUCAUUACCAGUCGUCGAAAUCGCCUAAAAUGAAGCAGGCAAAUCAACUAAAACGACUGGAUGAAGAAGGCCGACGGGUUGAAGAGGAAGAUACGAAAUCGGAAUCUUUAGUCGACUGCAUGCAAACCCAUUGUAGUGUAGGAGAUAAACUGGAUGAGAAUGAGAACUGCAUCACAGAAGAAUCAGUUGACGACGUUGGUAAUCAAUCUGUCCAAUACUGGAACAGUACAAUGUCAAUCUCCCACCGUGAAUUCCGUCAUCAUGAAACUUCCAUAGACAUGGACUGCGCUACUGAAACACCUCCGCCCGACGACAUUGAAAAUGACCAGCUCAACAACCAAAGAAUUGCCGAAUUUUUCGUAGAUGAGAAAAACCGGUGCGCUGAAUUAAUCAAGAAAGGACAACCUAAUGUUUAUUUGCUGAACGCUACGGACACGUCGGUGAGUGAAGAUCUCCGGUGGUUUGACGUCGGCAGGCCUGUCCGUUCUCCGCCAACCUGUAUGAAAAAUCACAAAUUAAUCAUCUUGAUGGGCGCAACUGGAUGUGGCAAAAGUACCCUCAUCAACGGAAUGGUGAAUUACAUCCUCGGCGUCAAAUGGAACGAUCCGUUCCGCUUCAAAUGUGUCCGGGAAGACGAAACGACCGCCAGGAACCAGGCGAUUAGCCAAACAAGUUCAGUAACAGCCUACACUAUUCGCCACCGUAAUGGAAUGGCAGUUCCUUAUUCCAUCACGAUCAUCGACACGCCUGGUUACGGAGACACGAGAGGAGUGAAAAGGGACAAGGAAAUCACGCGCAACAUUCAACAAUUUCUGACUCAACAGGAAAGUCGAGUGGAAGAAAUUCACGCCGCCUGUUUUGUGGCCGCUUCCGGCGACAGCCGAUUAACCACCACCCAGAAAUACAUCAUCGACUCUGCUCUUUCUAUUUUUGGUAAAGAUAUAAAAGAGAACAUUCGUUUGUUGGUGACAUUUGCAGACAAUGCUGAUCCUCCCGUCGUCGAGGCCUGCCGUGCUGGCAAUUUCCCCGUGACAUCCGUGUCGGCCGGAAUUAUUUUCAGCAAAUUCAACAGCUCCGUCCUCUACGCAAGCACCGAACAACAAGAAGAAGAUUUGUGUUUCGACGAAUUAUUCUGGGACAUGGGCCAGGAGAAUUUCAGCAAAUUUUUCAGCAUGCUGGAAGGAAUGAACGGCCGGAACCUGGAAUCCACACGAGAAGUCAUCCAGCGUCGUACUUUGCUGGAAGAGUCAUUGAAAGACAUCGAGCAAGAACUGGAAGUCUGUCUGUUUAACAUCGAAAACAUCGAAACAUUCCAAAGGAAAAUGAAGGAAUGCGGCCAAAAGAUGGAGUCCAGCAAGCAUUUUGCUAUCGAAAAUAUGAAAAUCUGUUAUAGCCGCGUACCCUGCCAAAACGGAUUCUACGCUUACAACUGUCGCAAUUGCCAAAAGACUUGCGAGUCGCCUAUCUACUCUGCCAACCCGACGAAACUUCCAAAACAAAAAAAAUUCUGUUCACAUCUGGCUUGCGCCCAUCCGUCUUCCGAGCACGAUUACGAACAAGUCGAAAUUCGCCGAACUACAAAGAAAACUAAAAAGACUCUACUGGAUAUGAAGGCUAAAUUUGAGUCGAGUUCUAACGAGAAAAUGACAAACGAACGACUUUUGACUGACUGUUCGGAAAAUCUGGAAGUGGCCAAAGCAAAAGUGUUCAGCUUGCUGGAUCAGGUGGGCGAGAAUGUCCGUUCACUGGAGUCCACAGCUCUUCGUUCCAACACUCUGAGUCCAACCGAUUACUUGAGUCUGAUGAGGAGUCGCGUUGCGGAAGAACAAAAGCCCGGCUACCAAAUUCGUUUGGAGACCCUAUCGGAAUUACAGCAAAGUUUGGCCGACGAUGAAGCGGCCAAGUCCCAAUGGUUUUAUCCCAUCCAGACGUCUCAACUUGGAAUUCGGGGCAGCAGCAGAGGAUCGCGCCGCCGUGUUUUUCGUCCUUCUUCAUUUACGAGAUCUAACAGCAAAUGAGAUGAACAACUUCCUUCCGCUCUCCUAGAAAGACAUCCUUCAAUUGGGCCUAAAUUCAACUAGUCAAUGUUUCAACAUUCAACUAGGUAAAAUUUGCUUGUUGUUUAUGCUAUCUCCAUAAAUCAUUAAUUAAUAUUUGUACAAAACAAUGUUAUAUGAUCUAUAAAAUACGUUUCCAGUUCAGAUACACUUUGGAGCCCAUUA
Daphnia pulicaria is the source of this 4021-nucleotide messenger RNA. RefSeq lists its product as uncharacterized. The transcript has 5 exons. The record is from RefSeq and is a predicted model, not a curated record. NCBI's taxonomy places the organism in Eukaryota, Metazoa, Arthropoda, Branchiopoda, Diplostraca, Daphniidae. The coding region runs from base 122 to 3817 and encodes 1231 amino acids. Gene Ontology annotation, molecular function: GTP binding.